AUGCACUACAACUAUGCUUGUGCAUUAACUGAUAUUUGUCGGACUGCACACGCCUCGCCAUAGACAAAAAACCAACCAACGCCUGCGUCGCGUGCCCGGAGCGUGUGGCGUUGGAGGAGUGCCAAAUUGCAUUCAUGUCACCCCUGUCGCCCCUGCUACAUAGAAAGCCGAAUACAUACGCGACUUUAGAACACAACAUCUUUUCAGCGCAAAUCCUCACUUUGUGUUCGCGAGGUCGCGCCGGCGACGUCCCAACCACCUAACUGCACUGAACUUUGGGCAAAGAACAGUGGGCAAGAUGGGAGCCGGCUGCGCUGGUGUUUCCAGCUUGGAUUUGGGUGUGGCAUUCGCAUGUGUUAUUGGAGCAGGGAUGGCUGCAAUUGCUGGGGCCCUCUUCAUCGUGCUCGUACCAGUCAAGAAUGACCUGUUCCUCGCGGCAUCGCUUGCAUUUGCUGCUGGCGUCAUGCUUUACAUCAGCUUUGUAGAUAUUUAUGCUGGAAAAGCAAUCGGGCACUUCGAAGACGCAGGAUAUACGAGUGCUGAGGCUUUCACUUACGCUACCAUAUGCUUCUUCGCCGGCUUCCCCAUCUCCUGGGUCCUGGACAAGAUCAGCCACCGUGCCGUGUACCAUGGGUCGAUGCUGGCCUCGGGUUCCAGCUUCUGCACCCCGUCGGCGUCGGCGUCCUGCUCGUCCUGCUGUUGUACUGGCGGCGAGGCGCACAUUGACGAGAAGAGCGCGGCGGCCUGCCCGCCCUGCAGCCACGUCAUGGUGCACGUGGCGCCCCAGCCUGUGGCGAGCGGCGAUGGCGAGGACGUGAUGGCGGGUGGCGGCGGCAAGCAGGCAGGCGGCAGGGCGGGCAGCAGUGCCGGUGGGGAGGACGCCGUCAGCCAGGAAGAGCGCACCAAGAAGUUGGUGCACCUGGGUCUUCUGGCGGCUAUGGCCAUGGCGCUGCACAACAUGCCCGAGGGCCUGGUCACCUUCGUGGGCUACAUGGACUCCAUUACCUCGGGCAUCACCACCGCAGUGGCCAUUGCGAUCCACAACAUUCCCGAGGGCAUGGUGAUUGCCAGCGCCGUGUACUUCGGCACGGGUCAGCGACUCAAGGCGGUCAUGUGGACGGCCCUGGCGGCGCUGUCGGAGCCGCUGGGCGGACUAAUUGGGCUGGCGGUGGUGUGCGGCGGCUCCAUGACUGACACCGUGUUCGGCAUCCUGUUCGGGCUGGUUGGGGGCAUCAUGGUGUACAUCAGCCUCAAGGAGCUGCUGCCGGGGGCGCGCAGGUUCGACCCCAAGGACAAGGUCACAACGGCCUUGAUGGCGGCCGGAGGUGUCAUCAUGGCGUGCUCGCUGGUGGCCAUCGCCUUCUCGCAGCCGCAGGAGGGGCCGGAGUUGGAGCCGUUCAUGAGUGAAGUUGCCGGUGGAGUGACGGCGACGGAGGAGGAGGCCAUGCCCCUGGCGCCGCCGCCGCUGCCCUAAGUAAGCGUACGCAGUUUGCAGCUGCAGUAGGUCAGCACGAAGGCUUGCGUGCCUUGGAGUGUGCAUUGGAGUAGGUCAGGGCGACCGAUACUCGCCGUGCGGCGUGGACGCAUGUACGGCAUACCGCGGCUGCACACUGGCAGGGUGCAGGGGUGCCAUCAACCAUUUGAAGAAUCAGGGGAGGUUUGCAUCACUUAGUGCAACAUGGUGAGAUGAUCUGUACACAGUAGGGGCAUGAGAGCCAGGCAUUUUUCCAGGCACGUGCGUUUUACCUGCACGCAUUCCUAACGGACUGGGAUUGGGGACCCAACGUCAAUGGGGCACUCGAGCAAUCACAACACAUACUGCAGGAGGGACAUGCAAGCAGGUUGUUGAGUGCCGGGGACUCUGUUGAAUGCAUUGAGGCGUUGCGGGCAAGAAAUCAACCGUGCGUGUGUUUGCGCCAUGGCUCUAGUUUUGCAAGAAAUUUCGCUAUGGCCAAGGCUUGAACAAAGGGAGCUAAUAGGUUCCUGGUCUCCAGGGAGACCAUGAGUUGAUGAGUGAGCGCUACAGGGACGAGACUGGCGGCCAGAAUGCGGUAUGCUCGGUGCCCUGGCUACAAUUGUAAAGCAAAUUUGAG
Chlamydomonas reinhardtii is the source of this 2093-nucleotide messenger RNA. RefSeq lists its product as uncharacterized. Bases 371 to 1474 code for a protein of 367 amino acids. The transcript is spliced from 10 exons. The record is from RefSeq and is a predicted model, not a curated record. Gene Ontology annotation, biological process: zinc ion transmembrane transport. Gene Ontology annotation, molecular function: zinc ion transmembrane transporter activity. Gene Ontology annotation, cellular component: membrane. NCBI's taxonomy places the organism in Eukaryota, Viridiplantae, Chlorophyta, Chlorophyceae, Chlamydomonadales, Chlamydomonadaceae.